AACAGCACGGCAACAGCAUAGCAACUAGGUAUACACAGACACAUAGCAACUCAUACUUGUCGUUUGAUACAACCACAACACCCUCAGCAAGCCACAAAUGUCUGCCCUCGAGGCCAAGGAAGCUCAUGCGGCAGGGACCGCUACGCCUGACUCGCGUUCCCAGAUCGAUGCUGCGGGCAAGGUGGAGCGGGAUCCGUUCGCAGAGGGAGAGGUUGAUUUCCGGACCGUCGGAUGGAUGAAAGCAUCGGUCUUUUUCACCAAAAUGACUUUUGGGAUCGGUGUGCUGUCCAUCCCUACGUCGUUCUACACCUUGGGCCUCGUAGCGGGGAUCAUCUUUGUCUUAUUCUGGGGUAUCCUUAAUACUUAUAUGGCGUACCUCAUGGGCAAAUUCAAGAUCAAGCACCCAUCUUUCCACGCCUUGCCUGAUGCAAUUCACAUCAUGGCUACGGACUGGGGAUAUGGACCUCGAACUGCCAACAUCGCCAUGUACCUCACGGAAGCCCUCUACCUCCUCACUUGGAUCCUCGCCGCAGGUGUCUCCAUGCUCGGUCUGACGAUCGCUCUGAACGCCGUCUCCUCCCACGCUACGUGUACGGUGGUCUUCAGCGUAGUCAGCUACAUCGUCAUCACCUGCAUCGCCAGCAUCCGCAAGAUCUCCCAUCUCGCCUGGGUCACCUGGGUAGGGUUCUUCAGUAUCGUCGUCGCCAUCAUGAUCAUCGUCAUCGCGGUGACCAUACCCGAUCGACCGGCCGCUGCUCCGCAAACUGGACCUUUCGAACUCGGCUUCUCCGCCUACCCCGCAGCCGCGACGACGUUUACCAGCGCAUUUUCGGCGAGUCUGGCCAUCUUUUCUUCUUCCGGGAACACGCCUGGGUACAUUCCCGUCCUGGCAGAGAUGAGACGGCCCCAGGAUUACAACAAGGCGUUAUACGUCUGUAUGGGAUGGAUCAAUGCGGCGUACUUGGCAUUCUCUACCGUGGUCUUCUACUACUGCGGUCAAUGGGUCGCUUCCCCCGCGCUUGGUUCAGCUGGUCCUACCUUGAAGAUCAUCGCCUACGCCAUCGCUAUUCCCGGACUGAUCGCUGGAGCUGCCACUCUGACUCAUAUCGCCGCCAAAUCCCUAUUCGUCAGGAUUCUGCGAGACUCGCGCCACCUGACCUCGGAUACGAAAACACACUGGGUCGUCUGGCUCUCCUGCACCUUCUUGGUCGGAUUCAUCGGAUGGCUGCUAGCCGAAGCCAUCCCGUUCUUUGGUCAGCUCAUCAGUCUGAUCGGAAGCCUGUGUUUCGGACCGAUCUCGAUCAUGGCGCCGGCUCUCAUGUGGUUCAGUCUGAACCCGGGCGCGUUCAAGGGCGCGAUGAAGAAGAAGUUGGGAGCGGGGUUACAUGCGCUUUUCUUCCUCAUUGGCGCGUUCGUCACGGUGGCUGGAACUUACGCCGUCAUUGUCGACAUCAUCGACGCAUUCAACAACGGAAAGGUCGGAGGAGCAUUUUCGUGCAAGGAUAACAGUAACACGGUCGCCAACUAAGGUCGGCAGGAGGAUUGGCAGCAUCAGCAUUGAAUAGAACAGGACAUCCCUUCUUCGCAUUUGCAUGGACCAGACAAGCAUUAGCAUACACACAUUCGUAUCUACAACAUUGUACAUAUCACCUCACACUCAUCGCAUUAAGCAUUCCCACAGG
Messenger RNA from Filobasidium floriforme, 1682 nucleotides. Its product is annotated as putative amino acid transporter. The record is from RefSeq and is a predicted model, not a curated record. NCBI's taxonomy places the organism in Eukaryota, Fungi, Basidiomycota, Tremellomycetes, Filobasidiales, Filobasidiaceae. The coding region runs from base 98 to 1528 and encodes 476 amino acids. Gene Ontology annotation, molecular function: amino acid transmembrane transporter activity. Gene Ontology annotation, biological process: amino acid transmembrane transport. The transcript has 7 exons. Gene Ontology annotation, cellular component: vacuolar membrane.